UGUUAACAAAAUUUUAUAAUUAUAAAAAGAGGAAUUGCCAAAAAUACCAUUUUUCUUAUACCACUUUUCAAUUAUACACUAAUCAACUAUACCACUAGAUUUUAAUAAGAAAAUGACCACUAUAUCCCUAAUUAAUUAAAUCUAAACUAAUCAAUUGAUAAAAACUUUUAUCUAAAUCAUCUAUAUCUUCUUCCUCGAUCUCAAUAUGAGAAUCCGGCGACAUAGGAUGAAAAUCGAGAAUCAACGACUCCGACGAGAUUUAACAAAGCUGACGAGUUUCCGGCUGGCGAGAGUCCGGCGAGAUUUGACAAAGAUGAAGAGUUUCCUUCGAGAUUUAGCCAACGUCGCAAUAUGUUUUGGGGGAGAAAUUUAGGGUUUCUCGUUCGUAGUUGGUUGGGGGAAGAUGAUUGUGAUGCAUCGCCUAAAGAGCAUUACUUCAGGUCGGACCUCAAUUUCUUCCGAUGCUGGUGGUGUGGACCCUGGUUUUAUUAAGAGACCCAAGCUCGAUCAAGACAACGACAACUCAUCAUCUUCUUCUGCUGGUGGUGAUGAUUCGAUGCAGGUUGACCAAGCCAUUGCUUGUCCUGACAUGAAAAGUAGAUACAUGGUGUUGGUGGUGUCACAAGAAAGUGUUGCCGGAACUUCAAAUGUGCCUCCUGCUGCUGCUGCUGUGACAGUCGAUGAUCAGCUUCCUCAAGUAAUGAACGAAAUGAGAUUAAGAGAUGAGCCCAAUCCCAACCGCGACGAGGACAAAGAUAUGGAACCACCUAUUGUUAAUGGCCGUGGGACUGAAACUGGCCAAGUUAUUACUACCACCGUUGGAGGUCGUGAUGGAAAGCCUAAGCAGACAAUCUCAUACAUGGCCCAGAGAGUGGUUGGAACAGGCUCAUUCGGAGUUGUCUUCCGGGCCAAGUGUCUGGAAACGGGUGAACAAGUUGCAAUUAAGAAGGUUCUGCAGGAUAAAAGAUACAAUAACAGAGAACUUCAGAUCAUGCGCUUGCAAGACCAUCCCAAUGUUUUAUAAUUAUUUAUAAUGGUGUAUAAAUUUUAUAAAUUAUUUUUAUAAACUCUUAUAAAUUAGUUAUAUACCCUUAUAAACCCUUGUAAAUUAUUAUACAAACCAUUGUAAAUUGUUUUAUAAGGCUUUCUAAACGGUUA
This is a messenger RNA of Raphanus sativus (radish), 1158 nucleotides long. Its product is annotated as shaggy-related protein kinase theta-like. The transcript is spliced from 5 exons. Gene Ontology annotation, molecular function: protein serine/threonine kinase activity; ATP binding. Gene Ontology annotation, cellular component: cytoplasm. Gene Ontology annotation, biological process: protein phosphorylation; signal transduction. NCBI's taxonomy places the organism in Eukaryota, Viridiplantae, Streptophyta, Magnoliopsida, Brassicales, Brassicaceae. The record is from RefSeq and is a predicted model, not a curated record. The coding region runs from base 404 to 1024 and encodes 206 amino acids.